UAGAUCACUGAAUGGACCAUGCAUAUCAUAUAAUGGGGAAUCAAAGACAUGUGGCAUCGUGUGAAAAAGCUCAUCUGUCUAACAGUCUGACACAUUUCAGUUCUCUCUUGGCCCCCGAGAGGCUCCAGAAGAUGCAGAACAUCCUUAACGGGUGUUGCGAGGCCGCGCUUACACGGUUUCUCCCAGCGUCUGAAGAUAUGCAGAAAGGCUAAGAGAGACUGACACAUUUUCAAGGAGUCGCUCAUACGGCUGAGCAAAAGCUCAGAGUGCCCUGUUCACUCCAGUGAAUAUGGGUAUCCUUUGGCAAGUGCAAAGUUUGGAUAAGCGCAGCUUCCUGCCAGCAGUGGAGAUUAAAGUUGUGUGUUUAGAAGUGGAUGGCAGGGACUGGCUGGGUGGAAGUUUUCCCCACAGGCACAGAACGUGGCAGCUAAGGUCAGGGGCCCACCACAUCACAGCCCUAAAAAUAUCCUCUACAUUUGAUGCCCGUCACAGAGCGGUUAUACAAUCUGUGCCCUGACUUGAGCCUGCCAGAACUAAACCUUACCAUGUUCUGCCUUUAAGGGCUGCUUCACAACAAGCUGCCAGAAUGAUGAAAACCAAAUUCUCGAGGAGGAAGGACUUCAAUCUCCCGAAAAUAAAUCAUGUGUGAAAGGAAGCCACAGUGAGAAAAUGGCUUCUCGCAAGUCGAAGACUGGCACCAAGAUAAAUGUUACAAAAGCAGCAGAGGAAUCCAGUCCAGUGGAUGAUUAUGUCACACCUGGGGGCUAUGAGCUGGAGAAAAUCCUCAACCGUGGGAGUGUGGCUUACACUCAUGUCAACGAGGUCUGGCCUAAUGUCUAUGUUGGGGACGAGCAGACUGCAAAGGACAAGUUUAACCUGAAGAGGUUGGGGAUAACGCACAUCUUGAACGCAGCAGAGGGGACGUGGAACAAUGUGGACACUGGACCUGGUUACUAUAGCGACAUGGACAUCGUCUACUAUGGGGUGGUGGCAGAAGAUGUCCCAGCCUUUGACCUCAGCCAGUAUUUCUUCUCUGCCGCAGGGUUCAUCCAGGAGACACUGAAGAAUCCUCAGAAUAAACUGCUGGUGCACUGCGUGAUGGGAAGGAGUCGCUCCGCCACGCUGUUCCUCGCCUACCUCAUGAUCUGUGAGAACAUGACGGUGGUGGACGCCAUUGAACACGUAAAGAAACGCAGACGCAUCAUCCCGAACUGGGGCUUCCUGAAACAGCUGAGAGAGCUGGACCAGAAGCUCCAGGACAAAGCGAAGGACUCGACAGAAGACAGCUGACUGCUCUGUCGGUUUGCUGUUCAAGUCAAGUUAAUGGAGAAAAGUUCAAAUGGGGGUCUUACUUUAUAGCAAAGGAACGAGUAAGUUUAAGUUAAUCACAAGUAGUUCAAGGCAAGUUAGAUUCAAUUCUAAGCUCAUUUGAGAAAUGUCCAAGUAACGCACCAGCUCUGAAACAAAAAAUCUCAAGUAACUUAAGACAAUUAUCAAUAUUUGUUUAUUCUCAAGUCAUGCAAGUCUUAACUAAGUCAUGAGUAUUCUGAGACCAGUCUGAGUCCAGACUCAAUUGAUCUGAGGCUCAGCGUGACUUUGAAGUCAACCCUCCGAGUUAUUCAAGACAAGAACAAGUCAAGCUUCAAGUCAUUUCAGACAAGUUCAAGUCAACGCUCAAGUAAUUCAAAACAAGUCCAAGUCAAGGAUGCAGUAAUUCAAGAGAAGCCUUAAGUAAUUCAAGACAAACCCAAGCUCAGCCUCAAGUCAUUUAUGACAAGUCUCAAGUCUAAAGUCAGGUCUCAAGUCAUUUCAGACAAAUCCAAGUCAAGUAUUCAGUCAUUUGAGACAAGUUUAGGUCAACCCUAAAGUCACUGGAGACAAAUUUAAACGAAGCCUUAAGUAAUUUGAAACAAGUCCAAGUCAAGUCUCAAGUAUCUUGAGACAAGUUAUGCAUCCAGUCAUUUCACACAAGUCCAAGUCAAACCCCAAGUAAUUCAAGACCAGUCAAAGUGAAACCUCAAGCCAUUUUAGCGAAGUUCAAGUCAACAGUCAAGUCACUUUAGACAAGUCCAAGUUAAGCCUCAAAUCAUUGGAGACAAUUCAAAGUUAAGCAUCAAGUUAUUCAAGACAAGUCUACAAUAAAAGUUCCAAGCCAAAAUAAGCAAAUUGCAAACCAAGACACAAGUCUCUAGGUGCUUACUUGAUAAUUUGAAGCUAUUUGAGACAAGCCCGAGUCAUGCCUCAAGUCAUGUGAGGAGAAUUUCAAGACAAGCCUCAAGUCGUUCAAGACAAAUCUACAACUCAGACAUUAAGCUCCAAGCAAAAAUAAGCAAAUUGCUAAUCAAGACACAAGUCUUUCAUGUCUCUAGGUGCUUACUUGACAAUUUGAAACUAUUUGAGCCAAGCCUGAGUCAUGCCUCAAGCCAUUUAAGGAAAAGUCCAAGACAAGCCUCAAGUCAUCUGAGACAAGUCCAGGUCACAUCUCAAGCAAUGUGAGACACAUCCAAGUUAAAUCGUUAUUCAAGUCCACAGCUGUACACUUUCAAUGCAAAAGCGUAUUAAUUAAAUAUUCACUGUCUGUGCAUGCCAAUGCAACGACCAUCUGUUGUUGUCCCAUUAGAUUCUGUUGUUUUGGGACUUUACCAGGUAAAACCUUGAGACGUCAGUGUUUUUGAUGUGAAGCUUCAGUGAAAUCUCAGUAAAUCAAGUCUCAGAGCCGUCAA
This is a messenger RNA of Acanthochromis polyacanthus (spiny chromis), 2723 nucleotides long. RefSeq names its product dual specificity phosphatase 29-like. The record is from RefSeq and is a predicted model, not a curated record. Gene Ontology annotation, molecular function: protein tyrosine/serine/threonine phosphatase activity; MAP kinase phosphatase activity. Gene Ontology annotation, biological process: negative regulation of MAPK cascade; protein dephosphorylation. Gene Ontology annotation, cellular component: cytoplasm. NCBI's taxonomy places the organism in Eukaryota, Metazoa, Chordata, Actinopteri, Pomacentridae. Bases 670 to 1290 code for a protein of 206 amino acids. The transcript has 4 exons.